UGGUGGUGUCAGUCCUACGCAGAUUGCUAGGGCUGCUUUGAGAUUGUGUCGGGCAGCGCCUCGGGCCGCAUAAUAUGCGUCGCGUUUGUUGUGUCGGUGCAAUUUGUACCUUACGCCUUUGACAGAUCCGACAGGGCUUCAAAAUGGCAACUCCAAGCACUUCCACCACGUUAAAGCGUAUCAGGAUGGUGAACGCCGUCUUGUGUGUGUUGGGCAUCCUCAUUUCGGGCUACGCUUAUCGUGUGGAGACGCGCAAAGAACACGACAGAAGCUACCAAGCGAUGUGCGAUAUCAACCAGCACAUGAGCUGUUCCAGGGUGUUUACAUCAAGGUAUGGAAGAGGAUUCGGGUUAUUGGGCCACAUCGUUGGAUCUGAUUCCGUUUACAAUCAACCCAACAGCGUGUUUGGUGUGCUCUUCUACCUCUCCGUCCUCGUGUUUGGUGCACUGGACGGAAGAACUCCGGCGAAAUUACAUCUCGUGCUCAGCGUCAUAUCUAACAUUGGGUCUGUGUAUCUCGCGUGUAUCCUGUAUUUUGUCCUGCACGAUUUCUGCGUCGUGUGCGUCACCAUGUAUGUGAUCAACGCCCUGCUGCUGACAUGCAGCGUGCUGCGCCUCAAGCACGAUUCUGCGCCGCCGGCCAAGGCAAAACGCAGCUAAUGACGUGUACAAGGUCAGCGCGUUUCCGACCGGAACACGAGGAAUUCUUCCUGAUACUAUUUUUGUAAUAACAUUUUGCGUCUCUUCUUGUACGGCACGUGCGUAUACAGCCCAUUGAAUAUCGUCGGAAGUCGCAGUCGGAGAGAGAUAUCGGGUUAACAAACAUCAAGUCUACUUCAGUCUCGGUCCAAUCGACGGUGUUGCUCGCAUUCCCUUCCUAGCCAGACCCGUAUGCUAAACGACUAGGAUGUUCGCCAACUUCCUAUCUAGAUUUUUUUUUUCUUAUAUAUACACAAAAAGGUUGAAAGUAGCGAUGUGGUCAAUUCUGCUCACUGCUUCAGCAAUUUGACACAUUUUUGGAGGCUGUGUGACCUCGUUGUGUGCAACUGUAAGAACCUUCUCGUUAUGAUUAUGAUGCAAUUAAAUGCAAAGGUGCAAGCGAGCUGGACAAGAAUGAUGAAAAUUAACCCUGGAGAAUGGGAACAAGAGGGAUAAAGGACAAACACAAAUCUCCAAACACAAUCACACCAGUAACCUAGCUGUGUUUGGAGAUUUGUGUUUGUCCUUUGACCCUCUUGUUCCCCUUCUCCAGGGUUUAUUUUCAUCAUCCUUCUCGUUACGUCUGAAAUGCCUGAGUGUAGCAUAUGUCAUUCUCGAACAAUGUUCAGGUGGCUUCUUUUUUCAGAUGUAUGUCUCAUCACCAAUGAAAUGUGGAAUGCUACCGUAGCAGCUUGGGCGAGUUGGUUGCACAUUAUUGCAUCGACCAAGUGUAAAUCAGGUAUCGAUAACUCAAGAUAUUUUAUGUGCAGUUUAGUUUACGUUCGUCUCAAACAGUUGGUAUAUUUUCUGGGCAUAUAGGUGUAUAACCAACGUUUAUCAAUGUUGUGCACAGAAAUGAUUCAUAGUAUAUUUUGUUUAUUUGUAUAUAUUGAAAAGGCAACGAAAUGUUAUAUUUGUCCAGUAGUGGUUGUUCCACUGGUGGCGUUUACAGAAACUCGUGUUUUGUGCAAUCACCUUCUGAUUUGUUACGGCCUAGGAUUCAAGAUGCUAGUCUUGCAUACAUAUUUUCGCGGCAGUUUGCACUGCAACCGAAAUUAAGAAAUAAAACACCACAUUCAUGAACUUCUUGGGAAUUUUUAUUGACUUCAGUCCAGAAAGAACUGCCAUGUUCAUUUGGUGCUCAGCAUGCCAGAUCAGAAUGGUAGCUUUAAUGGGUUUGGUGUCAUUGCAGUUACAUGACAUGAAUAAAAAAGAAUGAAAUGGC
Messenger RNA from Ixodes scapularis (black-legged tick), 1923 nucleotides. RefSeq names its product vitamin K epoxide reductase complex subunit 1 (gene Vkor). The record is from RefSeq and is a predicted model, not a curated record. Lineage: Eukaryota; Metazoa; Arthropoda; Arachnida; Ixodida; Ixodidae. Gene Ontology annotation, biological process: peptidyl-glutamic acid carboxylation; vitamin K metabolic process. The transcript is spliced from 3 exons. Gene Ontology annotation, molecular function: vitamin-K-epoxide reductase (warfarin-sensitive) activity. Bases 144 to 659 code for a protein of 171 amino acids.